AUUUAAGUUUAAACCAUGUACUGUAAAGUUAGAUAUUUUACUAUACUUGUAUAUCUAUCUUCAAUAUUAAAACAUAAUUAACAGGAUUGGUUUUGUUGAAGGUUUCCUUUGGAACCUACCUUCACCGAUUCUUUAAAAUCGCCGGGUUUUUGACACACCCUGCUGUGACUCACUAACUCGGCGGUUUUAUUCUAUUGAAUCUAUUCCUUUCCUUUGUUUUGGAACCUACGCGCUUUCCCUCUUUUUGUCUGUAUUGCUAAAGCUGGCAUCCAACAAGGACUGGUGCCUGCACCUAAAUUGGCUUCUGGGUGCUCUCUGAAUUAGGGGUUCUGGAAGCUGCUAAUACGAGGAAACGUUGUUCGCUGUAUGAUUUGCAGUCGGGGAGAGUCGAGAGACCAGUGUUUUUGAUUACUUCAUUGGAAGGAUAUAUUUUGAGUUGCUUGAGAUUUUGGAUGAUUAUUUUGUUGCAUCUUUACAAAUGAAAAUGCAGUUGAGAUUUAAGGGACCCCUGUUAUUCUUGCUGCUCUCCUCUAUAUUGUUCUUUGUUUUUGCUACUGCAGAGGUUGAACAUGAAAUUUCUAGAAAGCUGAGAACCGCUCCACAUAAGGAUGUAGGAAAUAAUGUUAUAGAUGGCACUGUUACAGAGAAUUCUUUCAGUUUUCAGGAUACUGAUAAGGUGUUGGGAGAGACUAAGGGUGGAAGCAGCAAAGUUUCAUGGUCAACAGUUGCGUUAUUUACACUGGCAAUGGCUGCUGCUACUGGUUUAGGUGCAGUGCCAUUCUUCUUUGUGGAGCUUGAUCCACAGUGGGCUGGAAUAUGCAAUGGAAUGGCUGCUGGUGUGAUGUUGGCUGCGAGUUUUGAUCUCAUAGAGGAAGGGCAGCGGGGGCAUGAUGGUGGAAAUUGGGUUGUGAUUGGGCUUUUAGCUGGUGGAAUAUUCAUUUGGCUCUGUAAAAAGCUUCUUGAACAAUAUGGGGAAGUAAGCAUGUUGGACAUAAAAGGUGCAGAUGCAGCUAAAGUCAUUCUUGUUAUUGGCAUAAUGACACUUCAUUCAUUCGGGGAAGGCUCUGGUGUUGGUGUUUCAUUUGCUGGCUCAAAGGGGUUCUCUCAAGGUCUUUUAGUGACUUUGGCUAUUGCUGUGCACAAUAUCCCCGAGGGAUUAGCUGUGAGUAUGGUGCUUGCAUCAAGGGGUGUUUCUCCACAGAAAGCCAUGUUAUGGAGUGUAAUUACUUCAUUACCUCAGCCUCUCGUAGCAGUGCCUUCAUUUAUAUGUGCUGAUGCAUUUAACAAGUUUUUGCCUUUCUGUACGGGAUUUGCUGCUGGAUGUAUGAUCUGGAUGGUAGUUGCAGAGGUACUCCCUGAUGCAUUUAAGGAUGCCUCUUCCUCCCAGGUUGCAUCAGCAGCUACACUUUCUGUGGCAUUUAUGGAAGCUCUUAGUACUUUUUUUCAGAGUUUCAGCCAUGGCUACAACUCAGAGGAUGCUUCUGGCUUCUUUGUUUCCUUACUUUUUGGUCUUGGGCCAUUGCUUGGUGGAGUUGUUCUUGUUGCAUUUGCCCUUGCUUUCCAUCUUCAGCAUGCUUUUCUAAUGGGCACAGCUUCUGGCAUUGCCUUUGUCCUUGGUGCCUGGCGACCAUCACAGCUACUUUUCUCAUCAAAAAUGGGAUUUAUGCCUCUUGUAUUACUGCUUGCAAUGGGAGCCGCAUUUGUCCAUGUUACAAGUUCCAGUGUCUUGAAGCUUGCAAGUUGCAAAAGAACGUCGGUGAAUAACUUGCCUACAGUAUCCGGUUCCCCGUUGAGUGUUCACACCCUUCAGUCAUUCAUGUCAUGUGGAGCAGUUGCCUUUCAUGCUUUAGCUGAGGGGCUUGCACUAGGAGUGGCUGCACCAAAAGCUCCUGGACUUGGUCGGCACAUGGUCCUUCCUGUCUCUCUACAUGGAUUCCCUCGGGGUGCAGCUGUGGCUAGCUGCAUAUUUGGGGCUACUGACAGCUGGCAUGGGUCCCUUGCAGCUGCUGCCCUAAUUGGAGUUACAGGUCCAAUAUCUGCAAUUGGAGCUAUUCUUGCAGGAAUUGACUACACAGGUCUAGACCAUGUGAUGGUGUUUGCUUGUGGGGGAUUACUCCCAAGCUUUGGAAGAAUAAUCAAGAGAGCAGUAAGGUUGGAGACACGGAAAGGAAGUUGCGGGCUUGUAGUGGGAGUGGUGUUUGCUGCUACGUGUUUAACAUUCACUAAGUUGGUUUGCUUGCACACACCUUAUUGCAAUUCUGCACCAGAGGCUGUCAGAUGAGUUGAGAAUGCUGCAGCUCAUGCUGAUGUGUAAUUAUUAGGUGCACUUGCAUACACUAAUGUGGUUAGUACAAUCAUCUUCCAACAUGUGAACUUGGCACCUGUGCUAGGCAAAGGAUACCACUAAAAAAAUUGUAGAAGAGAUUCAGUGCAAAGGGGUGUUAUAGAAGAAAAGUUCCUCAGAACUAUGCCAGAGGAUGAAAGGUUUCCUAUAGUGCUCAUAGAUAAUGUCAUUGUUUUAUUCCUCUUAUAGAAAGAACAAAUAAAGAUUUGAAUUUUCCUUUGA
Quercus lobata is the source of this 2566-nucleotide messenger RNA. Its product is annotated as putative zinc transporter At3g08650. The record is from RefSeq and is a predicted model, not a curated record. Gene Ontology annotation, molecular function: zinc ion transmembrane transporter activity. The transcript has 6 exons. The coding region runs from base 479 to 2281 and encodes 600 amino acids. Gene Ontology annotation, cellular component: membrane. Gene Ontology annotation, biological process: zinc ion transmembrane transport. NCBI's taxonomy places the organism in Eukaryota, Viridiplantae, Streptophyta, Magnoliopsida, Fagales, Fagaceae.